GAGCCAUCUUCCCCCGGCAGACUGACACUUGGGUAGAACGUGAUCAAGAGGGGCACACGGAAUUAUCUGUGGAUCUCCUUAUUUGGAGGCAUAGACGUCUAUAAAACACCAAGAUCGUCGUCGUCAGUCGUGAAGCAAAAGAUGUCGUGUACUCAGUUGAAUUUCUUCACCAUAUCUGACUGAGGAAUAUGUAAACUUUUCAUGUCAGAGGACCAUCUGACUCUAAGAACGGUAAACAUAACUAGGAUCGGGGAUCAAUAUCGAAAUAUCUAAGCAAAUAUAAGGUAGAUCGAUGCCUUAGCCCUGAAGAUAUGCAACGCAAAUGCGCAUAUUGUCCUUACUGAGCGAAAUCCGAACAUCGUCGCCAGUAAAUGUACACGAACAGCUGUUCAAGCUAGCAGAAGUAGCCGAUUGGAGGUUAGCCUUCUAGUGCUAACUUAGUGCAACAGCUAACGAGAGGUAACGUUGGUCAAACCUAGAAGGCAGGAAAACCUAACUGAACAAGUCCGACGUCAGAUUGAAAUCAAGAUUUAAUCUCGAUGACGCGUGUUUGAGUUGUCCGUGUUAGCAGUUGUUCACAAAAUGGGCAUUUCAGCUAACGUCGGCUAGUUGUUUUUUCUAUUAGCAGCCUAGUGUAUUACCAUCGUUAACUGGUGCAUUAAACGUGGGACAAAGGAGAUAUUUGUCAAUACUGACCGGUCGUCUGUUUGACAUCGACUACUUGACAACAUUUUGCCGCGAGAGAAACGCCAGGAUUACUUUAAUGCUACAAUAUCUCAUCUAGAGAUCUAGUGCAGUUAAGCAGUUCGGUUUAAAAGAGUAGGACGACGGGAUGAAGAAAAACGACUUCUUGGCUUCUUGGCGAGUCUUCGUUGGAGCCAAAACGUAUUGGUCUUUUUAGUUGCACAGUUAGUGGGCAUAUUGAGUCCAGCAUUUUCUGCUUUUGGGAUUAUUCGACACAACCAUUUCUUACCUGAGCUUGGCUUGUUUGCUACUUCGGCUGUAGCGGUUGUCGAAAUGUGCUCAAAUACACGAACGAGUAUCAGACUGCUAUUUGCCACACCACCCAAUUCUCGUUUUUUUUUUGGAAUUAUGUAGUUGUGUUUUAGGGCCCAGCAAAAAGCGUAAAGUAAGCCUCUCAGCUGCUAUUUGGUUUCUGGGGACCACCCAUCCCCCAGUCUUGAUAGCCUUUGAUUCCUGGACACCGUUUGUUGGGCUUCCUAUUGAUUUGUAGACCAAAGAAAAGCUGUGACCUCAAGUCACAGUCGUCUAAAGUCUGGACCAAAUCCGGAUUCGUAAAGCGGAUGUAAUGGAACUAAUGUUUGCCGAGUGGGAGGAUGGAGAGAGGUUCUCAUUCGAAGACUCGGACAGGUUCGAGGAAGAUUCUCUGUGCUCCUUCAUCUCUGAGGCUGAAAGCCUCUGUCAAAACUGGAGGGGGUGGAGGAAGCAGUCUGCUGGACCUAACUCACCUACUGUCAAGAUUAAAGAUGGUCAAGUGAUUCCACUGGUAGAGCUGUCAGCAAAGCAGGUAGCGUUCCACAUCCCCUUUGAGGUGGUAGAAAAGGUCUAUCCCCCUGUGCCUGAACAGCUUCAGCUCCGCAUUGCUUAUUGGAGCUUCCCUGAGAAUGAGGAGGAUAUCAGGUUAUAUUCCUGUUUGGCUAAUGGGAGUCCAGAUGAAUUCCAACGUGGAGAGCAGCUUUACAGGAUCAGAGCUGUCAAAGAUCCCCUGCAGAUUGGCUUCCAUCUCAGUGCUACAGUAUUUUCCAGUCAGUCUGGUCAAUCUAAAGGAGCCUAUAAUGUGGCAGUCAUGUUUGACCGCUGCCGUAUCACUUCCUGCAGCUGCACCUGUGGUGCAGGGGCUAAAUGGUGUGCGCAUGUGGUGGCACUCUGCCUCUUCAGAAUUCACAAUGCAUCUGCAGUGUGUCUAAGGGCUCCAGUCUCUGAGUCUUUGUCCAGAUUGCAGAGGGACCAGCUUCAAAAGUUUGCCCAGUACCUCAUCAGUGAGUUGCCCCAGCAGAUCCUACCCACAGCCCAACGGCUUCUGGAUGAGUUGCUGUCUUCACAAUCUACGGCUAUAAACACUGUGUGUGGAGCUCCAGACCCAACGGCAGGCCCGUCAGCAUCUGACCAGAGCACCUGGUACUUGGAUGAGUCGACGCUCAGCGACAACAUCAAAAAGACUCUGCACAAGUUCUGUGGACCUUCGCCUGUCGUCUUCAGCGAUGUAAACUCAAUGUACCUCUCAUCCACGGAACCACCAGCAGCUGCUGAGUGGGCUUGUCUGCUGCGACCUCUGAGGGGUCGAGAGCCAGAAGGUAUCUGGAACCUUCUGUCCAUUGUAAGGGAGAUGUUUAAGAGACGAGACAGCAAUGCUGCCCCACUGCUUGAGAUCCUCACUGAACAGUGCCUCACCUAUGAACAGAUCAUCAGCUGGUGGUACAGUGUUCGGACAUCAGCAUCCCACAGCAGUGCCAGCGGCCACACUGGACGCAGUAACGGCCAGUCAGAAGUGGCAGCUCAUGCCUGUGCUAGCAUGUGUGAUGAGAUGGUGGUUCUAUGGAGGCUGGCAGUGCUCGACCCCACCAUGAAUCCCUGCAGGCGCUUGGAACUGGCAGGACAGCUGAAGCAGUGGCACUUGAAAGUUAUAGAGAUAGUGAAGCGGGGACAACAUCGCAAAUCCCUGGAUAAACUGUUUCAAGGCUUCAAGCCAGCUCUGGAGUCUUGCUAUUUCAACUGGGAGGUGGCAUACCCACUGGAAGGCAUCACUUACUGCAGUGUGGACAAGAAGAGUGGGACAUUCAUCUGGUCCAGGGGACUGCCACACCAGAGAGGAGUCAAAGCUACUGCCGUAGUGGGAGAAUUUUGUGAUUCAGGAGGAGGAGCCAGAAUUGAAUGUGGAGCUGGGGGAGACUAUAAAGGAAGAAGUAGUGGUAACUUUUCACAACAGGAUGUGGCAGUGCGACCAAAAGAAACCAUUCUGACCAAGAGGAAAGGUCUUUCAGUAAAUGGAGGAGGAGGGAUGCUAGUUCGACUAGGAGGGAGCGUCUCACUGUCACUAGAAGAUGGAGGCGGGAAGUGUACGUACAAAGGGCCCGGCUCGACUUCUGGAGGGAAGCUGAAGCUGACACAGGGAGGUGGAAAGGGGCCGUGUGUAGGAAGUCCUGGAGGAAGUGGAAAUUUAGGAAGUAGUAAACAUGCAAGUGCCAAGCGGAGAACCAGUAGUGAGGAUAGCUCCCUGGAGCCAGACAUGGCUGAGCUCAACCUUGAUGAUGGCUGCAGUCUUGCUCUGGGGGCUGAGGCCAGCAACACCUUUGAGUUUCUCCCCCUACAACCAGACAUUCUUCCCUCCCCUAGCCCACUACUCAGAGACUUACGAAAGCAUAGCAUCAGCGGAGGGAGCAUGAUUUUUGAAACAAAGCGCAUCAGCCAUACCGCAGCUACACUUGCUGUAGAACCUGCUUCAAUGUGCCUCCCUUCCAAAGAUUCCUUGGUGGUAGUUGUGGAUGUGCCCUGUGGCAAUGAAAAGGGAGCAGAGGUGGCGGAACCUUUGACGAACUCGGAUGAAGCCGUAGAUUCUGGUGGAAGUAACCAACCUUCUGUGUCCAUAGUGACAGGAAAAGCAGGCUCCAUUCAACCAUCUUACAAGUUAUCAUGCAGUUGCAGAGAGGUGGCUUUGACUGGAGUAGCAGGAAGUGGUGCAGCUGCUUCAGGAGCAGCUAACCCAGGAACAGAAUCAAUAGGUGGAGCUGCAGAAGGAGAACCUGUGGGCGAGGAUGACUAUCAGGCAUACUACCUGAAUGUUGCCUCAGAAGAGGGAGCAGACCGACAAUUGGUUGACAACCACCUGGAGGAGGAGCCAGACAUCUUUGCUGGGAUAAAACCUCUUGAACAGGAGGGACGAAUGGAGGUGCUAUUUGCAUGUGCUGAAGCCCUUCAUGCUCAUGGCUACAGUAAUGAGGCCUGCCGUCUGGCUGUAGAGCUUGCCAAAGACCUGUUGGCCAACCCUCCGGACUUGAAAGUGGAACAGCCACAAACUAAGGGCAAGAAGAGUAAAGUGUCAACCAGUCGUCAAACACAGGUGGCCACUAAUACAUUGUCAAAAGCUGCCUUCCUCCUCACUGUUCUUAGUGAGCGACUAGAGCUCCACAACUUGGCCUUCAGCAUCGGCAUGUUCUCCCUGGAACUCCAGAGACCACCGGCAUCUACCAAAGCACUGGAGGUGAAACUGGCCUACCAGGAAUCUGAGGUUGUGGCUCUGUUGAAGAAGAUUCCUCUGGGUCUGAUGGAGAUGUUGGCCAUAAGAGAGCGAGCGGAGCAGCUUAGGGAUGGAAACUUCUGUGAUUACAGACCUGUCCUACCUCUCAUGUUGGCCAGCUUCAUCUUUGAUGUGCUGUGUACCCCAGUUGUGUCUCCUACGGGUUCCCGUCCUCCCAGCCGCAACCGUAAUAAUGAGAUGCCUGGAGAUGAGGAGCUGGGCUUUGAGGCUUCUGUGGCUGCACUUGGUAUGAAGACAACUGUUAGUGAGGCAGAGCAUCCUUUGCUAUGUGAAGGGACAAGACGAGUGAAGGGUGAUCUCGCACUGGCUCUCAUGAUCACCUAUAAGGAUGACCAAAGCAAACUCAAAAAGAUACUGGAUAAGCUGCUGGACAGGGAGAGUCAAACCCACAAGCCCCAGACUCUGAGCUCGUUCUAUUCGAGCAAGCCAGCAGCUGGCAGUCAGCGCAGCCCAUCCAAACAUGCCAACCACAGUGGGGCUGGUGGUACCGCAGGGGUGGUCUCCAAACAUGCCCCUUCAUCUUCCUCUGCAGCCACAUUGGUUGCCUCUUCUUCCAGCUCUUCCUCUGCUGUGGUACUGACAGGGGAGGAUGUGGUCCCUCAGCCAGAUCUGAACCCAGUGCCAAACAGUAUAGCUGGAGAGAGCACUGCUGAGACCAGGGAGCAUGGUUCAGAUGGGCCUCCUGCAUCAAGUGACCAGCAGAGUGAAACGACAGCAUUUAAGAUGGAGGCUACAGUGCCCAGUCGGCUGGCUCUGGGAACACGCUGUGGAUAUAGCCAACGCUGUUGGGGAUCACCAGUUCGGCAGAAGAAGAAACACACUGGCAUGGCAAGCAUCGACAGCAGUGCUCCAGAGACGACCUCCGACAGUUCCCCCACUCUCAGCCGACGACCACUCCGAGGCAGCUGGGCAGCAGCUUCCUGGGGACGGGGCCAGGACAGUGACAGCAUCAGCAGUUCAUCAUCUGAUUCACUGGGCUCCUCCUCCUCUAGUGGCUCUCGCAGAGCAGGGGGUGGGGCCAGGUCCAAGAGCACUGAUGCCAGCAGGUACAAAGGGCGACGUCCAGAGUGCCACGCACCUCAUGUGCCCAACCAACCAUCCGAGGCAGCAGCCCAUUUUUACUUUGAACUGGCAAAGACAGUGCUGAUCAAAGCUGGGGGUAACUCCUCCACCUCAAUUUUCACCCAACCUUCAGCAACUGGGGGUCACCAAGGGCCCCAUAGAAACUUGCACCUAUGUGCCUUUGAGAUUGGCCUGUAUGCUCUUGGCCUCCACAACUUUGUCUCACCCAACUGGUUGUCCAGGACCUACUCCUCCCAUGUGUCCUGGAUCACUGGACAGGCUAUGGAGAUUGGCAGCGCUGCUCUUAAUAUUUUGGUAGAAUGCUGGGAUGGUCACCUCACCCCUCCUGAGGUAGCAUCUCUGGCAGACCGAGCAUCGCGGGCAAGGGACCCCAACAUGGUUCGGGCAGCAGCGGAGUUGGCUCUGAGCUGCCUGCCUCAUGCCCAUGCCCUAAAUCCUAAUGAAAUCCAGAGAGCCCUGGUGCAGUGCAAAGAGCAGGAUAAUGUGAUGCUGGAGAAGGCCUGCAUGGCUGUAGAGGAAGCAGCCAAGGGUGGAGGUGUGUAUCCUGAAGUUCUGUUUGAAGUGGCUCACCAGUGGUACUGGCUGUAUGAGCAGUCAGUUGGUGGGGGCUCAGGUCAGCUGCGUGAGACCUCUGGACGCUGUGGAGCCAACGGUGGUUCUGGCAGAAGACCGCCAGAGUCCAGCUGUAGUGUCCUAGACAGUGGUGCAAACAUGGAGUCUCCAGGAGUGGCAGCAGUCACAGCCUCAGUUACAGCAGCAGCCGUUGUACCCGUCAUCUCUGUAGGCUCCACCAUUUUCCAGUCCCAUGCAAUGCCUGGGCAGGCUAUUGCUCACCCCCACAGUCAGGGUCUCCACCCCUACACCACCAUCCAGGCUCAUCUCCCCACCGUCUGUACCCCUCAAUACCUGGGACACCCUCUGCAGCAUGUACCCCGGCCCACUGUCUUUCCUGUGGCUGGGGCUGCAUAUCCACAGGGAAUGCAUCCAGCAUUUAUUGGUGCCCAGUACCCAUUUUCUGUGGCCACCGGCCCCCAGCCAUCUAUGGCAGCCACAGCUGUUACCUUUCCUGGUGUUCCUGUACCAUCGAUGACUCAGAUCGCAGUACAUCCCUACCACACUGAGACCGGUUUGCCCCUCAGCACCACUGUAGCAGUAGGUAGCAUACACUCUGGCCCCACUAUCCAAGCCAUACAGGGUGCAUCUCUGCCCUCUGUUUCUGCCCAGCCCACCUCAUUGCUCAGCACUCCUUUCGCAGUGGAAGAUGAGCAACACAACCAUCCAGUCAGCCAACAGGGCCUUCACUAUCUACAUUCUGCUUACAGAGUUGGCAUGCUAGCACUGGAGAUGCUGGGCAGGAGAGCCCACAAUGACCAUCCCAACAACUUUUCGAGGAGCCCACCUUACACCGAGGACGUCAAAUGGCUGCUUGGACUUGCUGCAAGGCUAGGAGUCAACUAUGUGUAUCAGUUUUGUGUUGGAGCAGCAAAGGGUGUUCUCAGUCCAUUCGUCCUACAGGAGAUCAUCAUGGAGGCUCUGCAAAGGCUGAACCCUGCCCACAUCCACGCCCACCUCCGAACGCCUGCAUUCCACCAGCUCGUCCAGCGCUGCCAACAGGCCUACCUGCAGUACAUCCACCACCGGCUCAUCCACCUGACGCCUGCUGACUAUGAUGACUUUGUUAACAUCAUACGCAGCGCUCGAGGUGCUUUCUGCCUGACACCAGUGGGCAUGAUGCAGUUUAAUGAUGUGCUGCAGAACCUAAAAAGAGGCAAGCAGACCAAGGAGCUAUGGCAGCGUAUAUCCCUGGAAAUGGCAACUUUCUCUCCCUGAGCAGCACACUCGAAAUAUUGUGCUGUGUUUGAGCCUGGGCACACAGCUUGUAGCAUUGCUAAUGCUGCUGCACUGAACUGCCAACAUUCAUGUUAACCAGUUCCUUAAGGGACCUUGCUCCCUGUUACAUGGACUCAAAACCUGCACAUGCAGUACAAGUGGCUCCCAUGUUCCCAACUUAAAGACUUUUUAUAUCUGUGUGGAAAAACACACAGCUUCCUCCUCCUGGUCAACUUCCUGCCCCUGGUCAACUUCCUGCCCCUGUUCCUGCCUAAUUCCACAAUCUUGUUUUGUCAUUGUUCAUGUUUUUGUAAUUGUGGUAUUACAGUGAAUUUCAUCCUUUCUUCAUUUCCCCUGAACUUGAAGACAGAAGGGGAUCUCUCACCCUCCAUCUUUACUUAUUUUCCAGUGUUUUGUAGUUUUGUUUUGUUUUUUAAUGAAACCACAGAUUGUGCUUCAUAUUCCCACUCCAAUGUUCCUGGCAUUACUUAACAAAUGUUGUCUUUAUGGAUCUGAAUCUUUGGAGUAUGUGUUGUUGAAAAACAAUAUUUGCAAGGAAGAUUAAUGAGAAAAGAUUAAUUGUCAGUGCAGGUGAGUUUUUUUUUGUUUUUUUAGAUUUGUUUAAUUGGUUUUGAUACUUUAUAUAGACUAUGACAUUAUGCAGAGUGGAAUGGGAAGCAAAUGCAAACGUUGAAGGAGCUGUUGUGUGGGAUCCAUAGGUACAUUUCAGUCUACAUAUGUGUUGAACAUGGUUCCAGACCAAAACCAGAGCCCCCAUUACAACUUUAGGGUCAAACAGAACAUGCAAGGGCUUCUCCAAAUAUACCCCUACUCACUGUCGAGUGUCUGGAUCAGUCUUUUGUUGUGACUUGUCAGUCGGACUCGCUAUCACUGUACACUGAUGAUGUUUCUUUUUCUUUUUUUUUUUUCAGAACUCGUAGGGCUACAUUACAUUUUUAGUUCAGUAAAGUUUUUCUAGAAAAGAUUUCUUGACAUUUAGCAGAGGAAUCCAAAUGUGUCCCAUAUAGUUGGUUAUAUAGUCUCAAAACAACAAGCAUUUCAACACUUACCCAUCUUAGCAUUUUUUUCCUGGAGGUGGUGAAGUUAGCCAGAUGUACAUUUUUCAAACUAAUUCUCAUGAUUGUUCUUCCAGUGUGAUAUUUACAGCAAAACACAAGCAUACAGUUUACACUUCUGAUGAAACAUACUUUUAAAUGUAUCUUUGUGUAGUUUGCCUGUGUGCAGUGUCUUCUUUUCUUCAUACAGGUAAGAGACACCCUGACCGUUGUAUAGGCCCCUACUACAGUUCUGUAGAAGAAGUAGUUAGUUUGGCAAAUGUACAUCUUAAAUGGGCAUGUGGCUGUCUUAUUUACUACGCGGGCAGGGCUGAUUAUGACUGUUCUUCAGCCAUCUUUUUCAAGGAUUGCAGUUUAAAAUAAAACCCAUGCCAAUUUAGAACCACUGAAUCUGUUUGAAUUUAUAGACUCCUUUAAGUCUUUAUUUUGCUGACAUUGAUGUGGAGUAGUGUCUGCAGUGGCUAUUCUGUGUAGGCUGUCUUGCACAUGAGCAAUGCGGUUUCCCCUCUAUACUUUCAGAGACAAUGAUUUUGCCACACAGUGGCCAAUGAGUAUUGCGCUGCUGUGGUUUGGCUAUGGCGAGCCCUGCUUCAUUGAGUCCAAACAUUCACCCAGACUUCUCACAUCUCAGAGAGAGGCCCCUUUGUUCAGUGUGUUUAGCUCUAGACCAUGGUGCUGUUACUUCAACAUAUGAAUGCUCUCUGUCCAGGCAGCUGUUGUGAUUCUGAAUCUGCCUAUUUUGUUGGUUGUGGACCUCACAGGUGAAGGUGACUUAGUAGAAAAUGUACUGUGAUAUUUUUGUAUUUCUCACAAGUGUAGAUUGAUUGCAGAGUUCUAUAUGUGCUGAUUGCAAAGGGUUCUAAUUCAGAGUGAAAACAUUAAACAAAAAAAGAUAUAUAAAAGCAAUACUAAGUGUGUACAGUUUACUUAAUAAAGAUAAUUCAAAACACUUAA
Messenger RNA from Mugil cephalus (flathead mullet), 9219 nucleotides. RefSeq names its product zinc finger, SWIM-type containing 8 (gene zswim8). The coding region runs from base 1310 to 7189 and encodes 1959 amino acids. The transcript has 27 exons. Gene Ontology annotation, molecular function: zinc ion binding. The record is from RefSeq and is a predicted model, not a curated record. NCBI's taxonomy places the organism in Eukaryota, Metazoa, Chordata, Actinopteri, Mugiliformes, Mugilidae. Gene Ontology annotation, cellular component: Cul2-RING ubiquitin ligase complex.